AUGGUAGCCAUUGAGCUCUACCUCAUGAUCGAUGGCAUAAAAAUGGCUCACUCGGCGAAUGUGAAACCUGCAGAUAGUUUCAACUCCAGUAGCACCUUUGAUUCUAGUUUGGACUCAACCACUCGCAGCUCUAAUACAUCUUCAUCCAAGUCAAAAUUCUUGGCUAAAGUGGAUGGAUCUGUGGCGACUGGACUAUCUGAAUGCCACUCGGAUUAUGUCUCUGGAACAUUUAUCCCUAAAUCUGUUGGUGGAAUAUUGUUCGUGACUUUGGAACUAUUAUUCAAUAUCGUUAUCUUGAUACUUUGUCUUCUCUCUGAAAUCUCGCCACCUCGAAUUCCUGAAUUUUUCGCCAAUUAUUUUCCUCCUCUAGGUCAAGGAUUUGGUGUUGGAUUCCUAGGAUGUUUAGAAAUUUACAUUGCUAGCAUCACAUUAUCACAUAAAAUCAACAAAAUCUCAUUAGUUUCAGCUUGGACCUUAUUUGUCAUUGGGUCUCUUAAUGUACUUCUUGGUAUAGUUUUCGGUGCUCGAAUCCGUGCUAAGAGAAGUUUAUUGGACGCUGGAACUAACUAUGCAAAGAAGGUUACUCAUCUUGAUGAUAUUGAAACAGGAUUCAAACUUGCAAAGAAAGGUAAAAAGAAAUACCUAGAAGAUUAUUAA
Molecule: messenger RNA, 657 nt
Organism: Melampsora larici-populina 98AG31
Lineage: Eukaryota; Fungi; Basidiomycota; Pucciniomycetes; Pucciniales; Melampsoraceae
Exons: 4
Coding region: 1-657 (218 amino acids)
Source: RefSeq, a predicted model, not a curated record